Poecilia latipinna (sailfin molly) is the source of this 1192-nucleotide messenger RNA. Its product is annotated as transmembrane protein 132E-like. The record is from RefSeq and is a predicted model, not a curated record. The annotation marks the transcript as partial. Lineage: Eukaryota; Metazoa; Chordata; Actinopteri; Cyprinodontiformes; Poeciliidae. The transcript has 4 exons.
GAUAAGGUUCAGCUGUUGCCUUGGAUUCAGUGAUACGAUGAGAGAGGUGACUGAGAAGAGGUGAUAUGAGGAGACUACGUGGUGGAGAAGCAGCUCUUGCAGGUAAACUCUCCCCAACCAGCUCGGAUGUCCUGUUCAGCGCCUCAGCGAUGACAGCCAGCCCUCCACCACCCAGUGUGUAUCUGCCUGCCAGCUUCAAAAUGUCCAAUGCACAACUGGCUUUCUUCUUGCGGGAGGCCCAGAUCACAGGACAAACGGUUGGCGGUGGCAGCAGGAGCAGCAGCAGCAGCUCCGGACAUCCGCUGCAGCGCUCUGAGAGUUUUGUAGUUUUCCAGACAAAAGACCUCCCCGCCAUCAACAUAAGCUUUGGGCCUUUUGCCCAGGACCAGGCUUUAUCCAAGGAGCUGCUGCAGCCAGCCAGCCCUCUGGACAUCCCGGGCCAGCUGACAGUCGGCUGGAAGGUGCGGGCCUUCAUUGUCCAGGCGAGGGUCUUCUCCAACAACCCCAUCGUCCAGGUGUUCUUCUACAUUGCAGGCCGUGACUGGGACGACUUCAAGGCUCAGGACAACCUGCCAUGCAUCCGACUGCACGGCUUCAGGGACGUCCGGGAAAUCAAGACGUCCUGCCGCAUGAGGGGCAAUCUGGCCAAGUGCUUGGCGCAGCUGGAGCUGCCUCCGUCCUGGUUCAACACCAAUGUGGCACCGCUGGGCCGCAGGAAAAGCUCUGGCGACGGGCUCCUGGAUGGAUUAACCAGUGAGACGCUGCAGGCUGAGCUGUACUACACGCUGCACGAGCCCAAUCUGGACGGGGAGUGCAGCGAGGGUCACAGAGGGGGCGGCGGGACCAGGGGAGAACCUCUAUCACAGCACCCUCUGCUGCGCAUCGGGAGUAUCAGCCUCUACCAGGCCAGUCAGGAGCAGCUGCUGGUGGACAAACAGCUGGACAAGAACAUGUUCCUCAGGCUGCCAGAGAAACCACUCAAACCUGGAGAAACACUGAAGAUCCUGCUCUACCUGAUGCCCAACUCCACUGUGGAACAAUUCACCCUCAAGGUCAAAGCGAAGAAAGGGGUGAACCUGCUGCAGACCAAGUCCAAGCAUGCUCAGUGGAAGGUAGACUGGGAGGUGCAGCCCGGCGCCAAGCAUUCCAUCACCACCAUCAAUGUGAGCAAGAACAAGGCAGUGAAGCAGGG